Molecule: messenger RNA, 4039 nt
Organism: Esox lucius (northern pike)
Lineage: Eukaryota; Metazoa; Chordata; Actinopteri; Esociformes; Esocidae
Product: activin receptor type-1B
Exons: 9
Coding region: 429-1970 (513 amino acids)
Biological process (GO): cellular response to growth factor stimulus; nervous system development; protein phosphorylation
Cellular component (GO): plasma membrane; activin receptor complex
Molecular function (GO): activin receptor activity, type I; ATP binding; activin binding
Source: RefSeq, a predicted model, not a curated record
GGAACGGCUUUGAGCGUUUACACGGUCCAAUCCAUAAAAUCGUCAAGACGGAAAAAAAUGUAGCUACAGAAAUAUAUAAUAUGUUGCUGUAGCAAAAGUUAGACACAUUUGAUAUUAUGUUUGUAACAAACUAAAAACAAUAUGAGGAAACAUCAAAAUCGUAUAGAUUCUAAUACAUUAUAUGUAUACUGUUCUUUCAAAAAUAUUAGAAAUCACUGAUAAAAGUUGUCGCUAUUACACUGGUGGGUCACGUCAGCGUUUCCGAUAGAUCAGAGACAAGAGAUUAUACCCGUGUUUCCUUGUGGUAAUUACGAAUUUCCGACAUGGCUUGAACGCGGAUAUAUAGCUUACCUCGGCGGUCUCGGUUUGCUGUCAACAGAAAUAUAGAAAAUACUUGAAGAAAUAUCAGAACACUUGUCUAAAUAUUAAUGCAAUGCAAUGGGAAUAUAGCGAUCAUGGCUGAGAAACAUAGUUUGUUUACCCUUCUAGUCCUGGUUGGAUUAUUCAGAAUUCAUAAUGCUUUGCGGUGUAACUGCACCACAGCCCAGUGUGAGAAGACGGGCUUCCAGUGUGAGACGGACGGGGCCUGCAUGGCCUCCACAUCCUUUAUUGAUGGCCAGGAGCAGCACAUCCGUAUCUGCAUCACCAGGGACAAACUGGUGCCCCCGGGCCAGCCCUUCUACUGCCUGAGUGCUGAGGGCCUCCUCCACACACACUGCUGCUACACUGACUACUGCAACAGCCUCAACCUCAAAGUGCCAUCUGUGAUGUCACGGUCGGACCUGGGCAGUGGCUUUGGCCCUGAUGGUACCUGGGGUCCAGUGGAGCUGGUGGCCGUCAUCGCGGGGCCUGUCUUCCUGCUGUGCGUGCUGCUGAUCAUGGGCGUCUUCCUGUUCCAGUACCAUCAGAGGGCCUACAGCCACAGGCAGAGACUGGAGGUGGAGGACCCGUCCUGUGAUCACCUCUACAUGGCCAAGGACAAGACCCUGCAGGACCUCAUCUAUGACAUGUCCACCUCUGGAUCGGGCUCUGGCCUCCCCCUGUUUGUCCAGCGGACGGUGGCCCGGACCAUAGUGCUGCAGGAGAUCAUAGGGAAGGGCCGUUUCGGGGAGGUGUGGCGGGGCCGCUGGAGGGGAGGGGACGUGGCGGUGAAGAUCUUCUCGUCUAGAGAGGAGCGUUCCUGGUUCCGCGAGGCGGAGAUCUACCAGACCAUCAUGCUGCGCCACGAGAACAUCCUGGGGUUUAUCGCCGCUGACAACAAAGACAACGGCACAUGGACUCAGCUGUGGCUGGUGUCAGACUACCAUGAAUACGGCUCCCUGUUUGACUACCUGAACCGCUACUCCGUCACCAUCGAAGGCAUGAUUAAACUGGCGCUAUCCGCAGCCAGCGGCCUGGCACACCUGCACAUGGAGAUUCUAGGCACACAGGGAAAACCGGGCAUUGCCCACCGGGACCUCAAAUCGAAGAACAUCCUGGUGAAGAAGAACAGGACGUGUGCCAUUGCUGAUCUGGGGCUGGCCGUGCGCCACGAAUCCACAACUGACACCAUCGACAUUGCCCCCAACCAGAGAGUGGGCACCAAGAGGUACAUGGCCCCUGAGGUCUUAGAUGAGAGCAUCAACAUGAGGCACUUUGAUUCCUUUAAGUGUGCAGACAUCUACGCUCUGGGCCUGGUCUACUGGGAGAUUGCACGUCGCUGCAAUGCUGGAGGUAUCCAUGAAGAGUACCAGCUGCCCUACUUUGACCUGGUACCCUCUGACCCAUCCAUAGAGGAGAUGAGGAAGGUGGUGUGUGAUCAGAAACUACGCCCCAACGUGCCCAACUGGUGGCAGAGCUAUGAGGCCUUGCGUGUGAUGGGAAAGAUCAUGCGAGAGUGUUGGUACGCUAACGGAGCCGCGCGCCUCACCGCCCUACGCAUCAAGAAGACCCUGUCCCAGCUGAGUGUCCAGGAAGAUAUCAAAGUCUGAGGAACCUGUCCAAAAGGUCUAAGGAUAGCGCUGGGGACUCCGUUCUGCUACUGAAUGAUACUGAGAAAUAGAGGCGGACAGGUUCUUUUGAAGGAACACACAAGCUAAUGAAAAAAAAAUGCAAUGACGAAAGCUAAAUAUAAAAAGAACAGUACAUAAAACAAAAAAACUCUCCUGCCAGUCUUUAUAAAGCCACCACUGUCUGAGUUGUGACAAGCCCUACCUCGCCUAUUCAGCCAAAACUACUGACAACCCUGUCCUUCCCUGACCCCAACCUAAGCCAGCCUUCUGGUCCUUAAGUCUUUCUCUGCAGGCCCCUUUGUGGACCCCAGGAAGAGUAGCUGCUGCUUUUAACAGUAGCUAAUAGGGGUCCCAAUAAAAUCCUAAAUCCUUCUCAGUUCUGUUCCUACUAAAUGGCUGCCGACUGCAAUUACUGAUUCUACUACUACUGCCCCUGACAAUGCCCGUAUUUAUCUAAAUGGCAGGAUAUAUACUGUAUCCAACUGUGUAUUUAGUAACAGGAUGUGUGUAAUUGUAUAUAAUUGUUUCUAAAUUAUGUCACAAGUACCUUUCCCCAGACCAUGUCAAAGGACACUAAUGCUUUCAUCUUUUAUAUAUGUUGUUUGUUUUCUGUUUGUCUUGAUGUAGACAGUAUGACUGUAAUAAUGCUGUGUUGAGGUAUGACGGUUUUUCAUUGUUUUCUUUUUCAGGAAGUGUGUAUAAGGGGGAAGAUGAAGUCUGUGAAUGCCCCUGUAGAUACAGGUUAUAUUCUCCACGACCAAGAAUUACCAGAUCUUUGAAUAUGAUAAUAUAUGUAUGACCCUUUUAGAUUUUUGUUAAAUGAUUUAGAACAUUUGACAACCGAUCAGUAUUGGUUACUGCUCUUGGAUAGGAGACAAUAGGAGGAGCUUUUGUGUGCUUUCAGAUAUCUACUGAUAAACCAUUGGAAUCAAUCCAAAGCAACACUACUGUACUCUGAAUUGCUGAAAGUGAAUACGAAGUCCCUCGUAUUUGAUGUCUCUUGUUACUGUUGAACAGCAUCUGAUUUUGAGUCAAUUUUCCACAACACAUUCUUUACUUCUACUACAGCUACAUUACCUCCUAGAUAUGCAAGUUGUAAAUAGUUUAUAAGAUGAUUUAUCUCUGAUGUCAAAUCUUGAUUUCACCAGGUAUUUUGUUUUCAAGAAUUGCUGAAAUUAUAGCUUUGAUAAAAAAUAAUUGUUGAACAUAAACCGAAAAGGUACUGCUGAUGUGAAGCCUCCUUCCCUGUGCUCUUAAUUCUAAAUGUUUACUGUGAGUUCUCUACUCAGCAGGGCCAAUGUGCACUAGUCCCUUCCCAGCACCACAAACAAGCCAUUCUUAAUACCCCAUUAUAGAAAACACCAGUCAAAGCAGAGGGUGUUUAUCACAUUUUAAUCACACUUUCCCAGAUUUGGUGACCCUUUAUAAAGGGUGCUUAUUCAGUGUUCCUAUAGCACAAAAACAUUGGGGUUGACUGUUGUGAAUUCUGAUGAUUCCAAUCAAUGCUGUUCCAUAGGAAAUAUGUAUGGCCUGUAUGUAUUUAUUGAAAAUCAUUUUGUUCAUGAUCAUGCCUGUACUGUAUAUAUAUUUAAUUAUUUUUUAGUUCUUUGGAAAUGUCCAAAAAGACAUGGCAUGAUUACAUGUGCAUAUUUAUCCUGAAAAUGUGGUUGCUCAUGUUUUUGGCUGUGCGUGGGAGAUGGAUGACCUGGAUGUUGUCAGCGUACUUUUAGAAUGUGGGGUGACAUUGUCUGUCUUUGGUCAGGGAUUGAUCCUAUGCAAAUGUCAUAGGCCAUUGUUGGAAUGUGUCUCUAUGGCCUUGUUUUGAGCACAUACUGUUAUUAGCAGAAAGCAUGACAAGAUUAAAUGUUGUAUGCUGUUGUAUUGCACUAUGGAGUGUUUAAUGAAGCACUGAAUCAUGAGAACACCCAGGUCUUGACAAUCUGGACAAAGAAAUCAAAAGAAGCUUUUAAAACCCUUUUCAGGACUAGUAACCAAUCUUGUGUAUAUAGGUACUAUUAUAGCCUAUAGUAAUAAAUACAAUGUUCUUA